AACAAGGGCCAUGUAGUGAAAUGGGAGGCGCAGAGGGCAGGGCGGCGUACCUGGAAAAGACCCAGAUCUCUGUGGUAUCCCGCACGUUUAUAUCCGUUUCCUACAAUCCGAGCGCGCCAUGUCGUCGAUCAACGAUGCUUGGGGUGUUGGUUUGUGGGUGUGGAGAGGUAACACUCGGCUUUGGGGCAGCAGAGUUUCGGCGCCUUCGCGGUUACACUUGUCAACGGUGAUGUACAGUUUAGCUAGCGAGUGCAGAUGGUCGAUCGCGAAGAUUUGGGAGAGGAAUCGCGCAGACGGUUGCAGGGGCGGAUGGCGGCGGGUGAGACUGAUGAUCGGAUCCCUUGGUUGGCCCGGAAGGGAGAAUGGAAAUGUGGUGGGAUCGGAAAUGGGGACGUUGGUGGGAGGUUUUGGGGUAAACCUGGCGGCGAUGUGGAGCAGGGCGGAGAUAGAGAGACGAGGAGAGAGAGAGAGAGAGAGAGAGAGAGAGAGAGAGAGAGAGAGAGAGAGAGAGAGAGAGAGAGCACGUUUCGUUGGGGGCGGCGGGCAGAAGCAGGCGGAACCAAAACUAGUUGAAAAAGGCCUAAGUUAGGUUGGACGCGUAGGAUAUUGCCUAUAGCAAGAGCAUAAAAGUGUAUAGAAAGAAAAGGAGGGAAAAGGUGCGGACCGGAGGUGCUGGUGGAGGAUGUAGGUCUCGCUCGUCUUGUCUUGCAGAAGAGUGACGCAGUCGCCAGGUCCAAUGUAAGCCAG
Colletotrichum phormii is the source of this 747-nucleotide messenger RNA. RefSeq lists its product as uncharacterized. Bases 119 to 589 code for a protein of 156 amino acids. The record is from RefSeq and is a predicted model, not a curated record. The transcript has a single exon. NCBI's taxonomy places the organism in Eukaryota, Fungi, Ascomycota, Sordariomycetes, Glomerellales, Glomerellaceae.